Trichomycterus rosablanca is the source of this 4014-nucleotide messenger RNA. RefSeq names its product coiled-coil domain containing 177 (gene ccdc177). The coding region runs from base 262 to 2745 and encodes 827 amino acids. The transcript has 3 exons. The record is from RefSeq and is a predicted model, not a curated record. NCBI's taxonomy places the organism in Eukaryota, Metazoa, Chordata, Actinopteri, Siluriformes, Trichomycteridae.
CUGGAGACGAGCUAAACACUGAUUCCUUUCUGUGCGUAGAGAAUCCGAAACCCAGAGAUCGCGAUCGGGAUUGCGGACGGAUUUUGGUACUCGGAUUGCACUGUGAUUUGUUCAGCAGGAGGAAAUAGGCGCAGUGUGUGUCAAUGGAGAAAAUGCGGGUCUUUUAGCGGAUCUGAUUAUGCGGGCUGUAGGAGGGACUGAAGACGUUCUGCUGGAGAACAUCAUCGGUUCUGCAAAAUACCACCGAGCUGAGAGGCCACCAUGGUGGACCCACUGGAGGCUGAAGACCAGAGUAAAAUCAAAGGCCUGUAUUCCACUACCCCUGCUGCUGCCUCAGAAGCCCAGUGUCUACCUGAGCAGGAAAUGGAGAAGAAAGACGAAGAAAAAGAGUCCAGUGUGCCUGGCAGUCCAGAAAAAGAACAACAGUCAGAGCCUGAACAAAGCCCUCAAUCAAGCGAAGGCCACAAGCUACCCAGCAAUAAACCAGAAGGUCCAAAGCUGCAUCUGGACUUGUUUAACUUCGACUCUCCGGUUGCAGAAGGCAGUCGCUACGUGCUGACCAGCCCUCGGUCACUCGAGGCAUGUGCUCGAUGUGGAGUAAAACCGGUCGAACUUCUGCCUCGACCACUGUCCGAUUUUGCACGCGAGGCACCUGGCCAUAGCAUGCGUGUAGCCACUGGGAUGUUUGAAGUGUAUGAGAGGGACAGGCAUGCCAAACUCAGACAGUGCAGAGAGGAACAGGAAAGGAUAGUUCAAGAGGAGAAAAAGAAGAUCCUUCAGGCAGCAGUCAACAACGGGAGCAAAUUAGCAGAUUCUAAGAAUAAGGAUAAAGAAACAAUCAAGACGGGGGUAACUCAGCAAACCAGUCAUAGUUCUGUAAACAAAAUGCCACCUGCAGGCCAGGGUCCAUUAAAAACACAUGCCACAAGUUCACGGUCCACCUCUAAAAACAAACAGUCCUCAGAACAGUUGGCAAAAGUUACCCCCCAAUGUGCAAGCUCGUCUGCGAAAUCUAGUUCAGGUCAGACUUCCAUAGUUCAGACUGGUCACACUGGUAAAGGGACGUCUGCAAAGCAGCAGAAGGCGUCUGCUACUGAUGCUCCAUCUGCAAAAUCAGCAGAAGCACCAGUAUCCAAAAAGCCAAAUAAAUCUGCAAAUACCUUCCCUAGAUCAGCACCAAAGCAGUCAUCGUUUCCAAGGAUGCCAGCAUCACUUGCACCAAUAGUUUCAAAAUCAGCAGCACAAAGUCCAGCCAAUGGUAUGACUGGUCUUUUUGGUCAGCCCAAUGGCCACAUCAUGGCCACGUCAAAACUGAGAGCGAGGAGCCAUUCUUUAGAGUCUUUACAAAGGAGACGGGAAGCGGUUGGUUCUUCUACGACUUCCACAACCACCACAGCAACAACCACAUGUGCCUCUUCAGAGUCUGCAUCCUCCUCCUACAGCUGGGACGGUGCACGGGAUCACUGGGGUAAAACCUCCAGCCCACGUGCUCGCACCUUAGCUACCUUCAACUCCCUAAUGGGUCGAAGCUUAAGCUUGGGAGAUUUGAGCCACUCCCCACAGACCACUCAGAAGGUAGAACGAAUCAUAAAAGAGGUCAAGCGUAGAGGCCUCAAAGCCGUGCCAGAACGUGACCGUAAAAUUGCAGCAUUGAUGCUGGCCAGGUACCAGGAAGAAGAUAUCAUGAGUCAGACACGCUACGUUGCUCAUCUGCAGUGGGACAGCGAACGCCGGGUGGAGGAGAUUCGACGUGAGCGUGAAGACAGAGAGAAACAACGGGCAGUACUUCAGUGGCAGCGAGCAUGGCAGUCGCAAGUCUGCACCAGGCAGCGCAAACUCAGCCUGCAAGAACGGGAGGCGGCAGCGACUAAGCUUAGGAAAGUGGCCGAGAGUGAGGAGCGUUGGCGGGAGUUAGCUGAGCAACAAGAGCGAAGCAGGUUGCAGAAACUUCAACAGGUUGCUCGUGAGGAGAAGCUGAAGAAGGCCAUGCAGGAGCAGAACCUUAAAACACUCGAGGAAGAGCGAGCGGCAAUGGUGGAACAUGAAAAGCUGCUUCUCAGGGACAAACUAACCAUAGCAGAGCUGAAGAGGCAGGAGCGGGAGCACCAGAUGCUGGAAGAGCUUCGUGGGCUCAACCGUGCCGAAAAGCGGCGCCAUACAGCCCUCAUCCAGGAGAUUGAGCGUCGCGAAGCGGAUGAGCGCGAAGAAGCUUGUAGGACGGCUAAACUAAAGCUGAAUCGCACGCUUGAGAAUUAUGAACAGAUUCAAGAGCGACGGGGGCAAGAACUACGGGAGAAAGCUAAGCGUGAGGAACAGCAGAUCCAGAAGGCAAGAAAGAUUGCUGAGCAGCGUGAGAGGCAGCUAAAAGAGCAAAUGGAGGCCAAAGCAAAGGAUGCAGAGAAGCGGGCGCUGCAAGCCACCCUGGUCGCAGAGGAGAGGGCUCGGGAAAAAGCCCAGCGUGCUGUCCAGAGCAGGACGGAGAAGGAGCGCCUACAGAGGCUGAAUCGUCAAAGGGUAGAAGAAGAAGAGAAGAAAAGACGUCUAGAGUUGCUACAAUCGAUUGAGCGCAAGCUGGAGAAGAGUGAACAGAUAUUCCGCGAGAAACGUGCCGUGUUAGAAAGCGCCCGUUCGGUUGCACGAGCUUCCUUCCACGUCCGGGACAAGGUCAGAGAAGAGACCAACAUGCGAACCUUUGACAAAAUGGUCUUGGAGGCACAGUUGAAGGCUAGUUUGGAUGAGAAGUGAGACCCCCCUUGGAAGCCUGUUUGUAUUCUAGGUCCACAUACUGCUGGAAAUGAGCAGCUUGAUCCACCGUGGCAGCUUCAUUGCUGAGAUAGACCCACAGCCUUGCUGGAAAUCUUCAUCAUAUCAGUUUGCAGAUUCAUUUUCCCAUGAAUGAAACAUAUUCACUUUAUCAUCUCGUCUCAGUGCUUAACGGUUUGGUUUGGAUGAGUUGCUUGCUGUGACAUGCUUGUUUUUGUAUCGUAGCGGUCUUAGCCCUAAGUUUUGCUAGUUGUUACAUCUUUGAUGGCUUGUUUUGUUGAAUAACAAAUGAUCGUGCUGACUGCAUUAAAGACAGAACUGAAUAUAAGCAGUCGAAAAGACUUUCGUUUCAAGAACCUGAUCCUGCUGAUGGUAAACCAUGACUUGCCUACGUGUGUUAAAACACUACAGAGCUGAUGAAGCAACAUGACAAAGACUGAUCUCAGCACAGCUGAGCCGCUGAUAAAGCACUAAAGUCUUGGUUCAGCAUCAGGAUCCCUGGACCUGCACUGGCGUUCUGCAUUCGUUCAGAACAUUCUUAAACAGGUUAUUAAUUACAUAAGAGUGAAGAUGAUGAAGAUGGUACCAGUUCUAACCACGAUGAUCACAUUUCCUAAUCUGGACUCUGGAGAAUCUUAUCUGAUGUACAAAUACAGUCAGGCAUUGAGCAGAAUGAAAUUUUAACUCAGCAGUUUUCUUUACAUUCUAUCCUGACACCAUUACAAACAUUCUGUUUCUGAGUUUCUGUUACAGUUUUAAGGUUGUCCACCUGAAAUCAAAAAAGUGCUGGGUGUAGGGAAGUAUAAUCUCUAUAUCGUUCAUCAUGCUUUAACUGUUGCAACAAAGGCUAUUUCCCAAACGUAGAGUUAAGAAUGUGAAUAUAAGAUACUGUAUAAGACAUUAAGAUAAAAAUACAAAUUGGGACACAUUUCUAAACAACUUACAUUGGCAUGGUGUUAGUUACACACUAGCAGCACAGACAGAAUAUGCCAGGUGAUUAUUAGUUGGGUGUUUUACUGUUUAAUCUACCGCCACAAUGACAUGCUUUUUUUUCUGCACAGACUUAAACUAAUUUAAAUUCUCAAGAAACGAUUAGGAAAAUAUUUAGUUUAUAUCCAACACAGAAAGAUCAUGGGACUGCACAAGCAAAAACUCACGAUAAUCUUAUUUAUUACAACACAGUACUGGUUUUGUGAACUUGACUCUCUGUAUAAAUGAUAAAAGAAAAUAAAGUCUAAACUUUUUCAUGAA